AUGGUGUUCGACGCGGCCGCCGGCAGCGGCGCCGGGUCGCCGGCGGCGGCGCCGAAGGGCCCGCUCCGCGUCAUCUUCACGCCGUGGUUCGCGCGGCAGGUCGCCGUGGGGCGGUGGUUCACGGUGUUCGCGAGCUUCGCCAUCCUCACGGCGUCGGGGGCGACCUACAUCUUCAGCAUCUACUCCAAGACGCUCAAGUCGUCGCUGGGGUACAACCAGCAGACGCUCAACACCAUCUCCUUCUUCAAGGACCUCGGCGCCAACCUCGGCGUCUUCUCCGGGCUCAUCAACGAGGUCACGCCCCCGUGGGUCGUGCUCGCCAUUGGCGCCGCCAUGAACCUCGUCGGCUACCUCAUGGUCUACCUCGCCGUCGACGGCCGCACCGCCCGCCCGCCCGUCUGGCUCGUCUGCCUCUACAUCUUCAUCGGCGCCAACUCGCAGUCCUUCGCCAACACCGGCGCGCUCGUCACCUGCGUCAAGAACUUCCCGGAGAGCCGCGGCAUCGUGCUCGGGAUACUCAAGGGCUUCGUCGGCCUCAGCGGCGCCGUCUACACGCAGCUCUACCUCGCCUUCUACGGCGACGACACCAAGUCGCUCAUCCUCCUCAUCGCGUGGCUGCCGGCGGCCAUCUCCGUCGUGUUCGUGCACACCAUACGGAUCAUGCCGUACCCGCGCCGCCGCGGCGGGCAGGAGACCAGCGGCGACCCCUUCUUCUGCUUCCUCUACAUCUCCAUCGCGCUCGCCUGCUACCUGCUCGUCAUGAUCGUCGUGCAGAAGCAGUUUACCUUCUCCCACGGAGCCUACUCCAUCGCCGCCGCAGCGCUGCUCAUCGUCCUCUUCCUCCCGCUCUGCGUGGUCAUCAAGCAGGAGUACAAGAUUUACCGCGAGCGCGAACUGGAGGCCGCCCUCCUCGCCAACGACCCGCCGCCAACCAUCACGGUGGCUGGCGAGCCAGCACAGGUCGAAAUGUCCACCGGCGCCAAAGCAGAGCAGCAGGCAUCGUCGGAGCAGCCGCCGCCCUCUUCGUGCUCUUUCGGCGGGUGCGUGAAGAACAUGUUCCGGCCGCCGGCGAGGGGGGAGGACUACACGAUCCUGCAGGCGCUGGUGAGCGUGGACAUGCUGGUGCUGUUCGUGGCGACCAUCUGCGGCGUCGGCGGCACGCUGACGGCGAUCGACAACAUGGGCCAGAUCGGGCAGUCGCUGGGGUACCCGGCCAAGAGCAUCAACACCUUCGUGUCCCUCAUCAGCAUCUGGAACUACGCCGGCCGCGUCACGUCAGGCUUCGCCUCGGAGGUCUUGCUGGAGCGGUACAAGUUCCCCCGCACGCUGAUGCUCACCGGCGUGCUCCUGCUCGCCUGCGCCGGGCACGUCCUGAUCGCGCUCGGCGUGCCGCAGUCGCUCUACGUGGCGUCCGUGAUCAUCGGGUUCUGCUUCGGCGCGCAGUGGCCGCUCGUGUUCGCCAUCAUCUCCGAGGUGUUCGGGCUCAAGUACUACUCCACGCUCUACAACUUCGGCGGCAUGGCCAGCCCCGUGGGGUCCUACAUCCUGAACGUGCUGGUGGCCGGGAGGCUCUACGACGCGGAGGCCGACAAGCAGCCCGGCGGCGGGUUCACGGCGGGAGGCGGGCGCGACAAGGUGUGCCUGGGGGUGGAGUGCUUCAAGCGGUCGUUCCUGAUCAUCGCGGCGGCCACCGUGUUCGGCGCGCUGGUGUCGCUGGUGCUGGUGUGGAGGACGUGGAGCUUCUACAAGGGGGACAUCUACGCGAGGUUCCGGGACGGCGCCGGCGAGAGACACGACGGCCGCCUGCCCGUCGGCCAAGGCCGGAAGCCGGCGGAGGAGGAGUCAUCCCCAGUCAAUGCCACAAAGCGACAGUGA
Messenger RNA from Triticum turgidum subsp. durum (durum wheat), 1875 nucleotides. Lineage: Eukaryota; Viridiplantae; Streptophyta; Magnoliopsida; Poales; Poaceae. The record is from the annotation of a GenBank genome assembly.